AUGGAUGACAUCGCCGCUUCCCACGAGAAGACCUCCCGCGAGGCUGCGUCCGCAGAGGAAGAGAUCGUUGGCCGUAUCGAGAAUGUCUCAAAGCCGGAGCAUAACUGGAUGCUAUACCACGAUGUCGACCAGGCGUUGGAAGAUGCAAUCUCGGCAAAUAAGGAGGCAAUUGGUAUUAUCGGAGCUAUUAUGAUGCUUUUCCGCAUGACUGAGGAGUUGCAAAGGCCUAAUUUUGCUGAUGGUCAGGGUGUUACCAGAGCACAGGCAUUUCGGGAGCUCGCCACUGCGUCUUCUUACGUCAAUGCAGGAGUCGUAGCGCAGAAUGUUGGUCUCCUUGUGGGAGCACUGUUCUGGGGCUUUGGCGCCGAUAUUCUAGGAAGACGGCUGGCGUUCAACCUGACGCUCUGGAUCACUUCUGUGGCCAUGGUCGUGGCGGGCGCAGCGCCCAAUUUUCCGUUUUUGGGCGCCUUUCUCGCAUUGUCUACCUUCGGGUCCGGUGGAAACUUGAUCCUUGAUCCGACAGUCUUGCUCGAGUUUCUUCCAGGCGACAAGCAAUGGGUUGUCACCACCCUGGCCGGGUGGUGGGGUUUUGGGCAAUCCAUCACAGGAUUUGUCGCCUGGGGCUUCAUGACACAAAGUCGCUGGAACUGCUCCGACAGCGAUGACUGUGGGUGGUCUAACAAUGCUGGUUGGCGAUACACUAUGUUUACCUGUGGCGCACUUGUUUUUGUUCUCUCGAUACUCCGUGUCACGGUAGUUCGCCUCGUGGAGACGCCCAAGUUCCUCCUCACUGCUGGGCGAGAUGCGGACUUGGUGAAGUACUACCAAGAUCAGGCUCGCAAGUACAAUAGGCCCUGCUCACUCACAUUGGAGAAACUUGAAUCAUGCGGGCAGGUUCGCUUGACGCAAAGGGAAGGAAAGACAUUUAUCCUCAGCGAUAUCAGGGGACAUGUGGAGGGCCUCUUUGUCUCGCGCAAGAUAACUUUGAGCACCAUUUUGAUCUGGUUGUCCUGGGCCAUCACCAGACUGGCUUAUCCGUUGUUUUACGUGUUCUUACCGGCGUAUCUGACAACUCGAGUGCCCGGUAAGCCUGUCUCGCAGUUCGAGACGUACCGAAAUCUGACACUGACAACAAUUUCUGGAAUUCCCGGGUCCCUUAUUGCCGGCUACCUCGUUUCGACAAGACUGGGACUUAAUAAUCUUUACUCGCGAAACAUAAGUUGUUCAUGCAAAGUUUGUAUUCUAACUUGCGGCAUAAACAUCUACUACAGCACUUUCUACGCUUAUACCGCCGAGGUCUUCCCCUCGGCACAUCGCGCGACAGGGAGCGGGAUCGCAGUGGCCUUCAAUCGGCUCAUGGGCAUCGUGUCAGCCUUUGUGGCUUCAUCUGGCAACACUGCUACAGCUGUGCCGCUUUACGUGUGUGCAGCUUUAUUCGGUAGCUUGGCUUUGAUCGCAGCUGUGUUCGCCUUCGAGCCGAAUGGGCGCCGCAGCUCUUGA
Molecule: messenger RNA, 1500 nt
Organism: Fusarium falciforme
Lineage: Eukaryota; Fungi; Ascomycota; Sordariomycetes; Hypocreales; Nectriaceae
Product: MFS domain-containing protein
Exons: 5
Coding region: 1-1500 (499 amino acids)
Biological process (GO): transmembrane transport
Molecular function (GO): transmembrane transporter activity
Source: RefSeq, a predicted model, not a curated record